This is a messenger RNA of Toxorhynchites rutilus septentrionalis, 1773 nucleotides long. Its product is annotated as microfibril-associated glycoprotein 4-like. The transcript is spliced from 3 exons. Lineage: Eukaryota; Metazoa; Arthropoda; Insecta; Diptera; Culicidae. Bases 192 to 1286 code for a protein of 364 amino acids. The record is from RefSeq and is a predicted model, not a curated record.
CAAAACGUUCACGAUCGAUGAUCGUUUUCGAAGAAUGAAAAUUACCUUCCCCAGCCGGAGUCAUUUUCCACUUUUCGUGUCUUAUCGCGUCGGCUGCAGUCAUUAGUUUUCAAAUUUCAUCGAGUGAAACGAAUAACAAUAUAUUUGGCACCGGUUCGGGGCAGUAUUGGUCGUGUUCUCGAACCGUAAACAUGUUCCGACUGUUUGCGGUCGUCUUCGUUGCGCUCUAUUGCAUCGAAAACGUCGCGGGUGCUGUUGGCCAACCGAUGGAAGGCGAGUCCGAAGCCGGACUCGACUACCAAAAGCUGCUCGCAAAACUAGAGAUAUUGGAUACAAAGAUCACCCGGGUGGAAACAACAUCCAGGGAUCAAUUCUCGUCACUCGAAUCGAAACUCGACAAGAUCGCCAAAGAGAUUGAAAAUAUCAGCUGGUCGGUGCAGUACGCGCAGAAAGAUGUUCGAGUUUUAAGAGGAGAAAUUCAGCAGUUCAAAAAUCACUCGAACGAACAACUGAAAUCAUUGGGUGGCAGUGUUACCAUUAUACAAUCGUUGCUGGUUGAAGGCCAUCGACAAAAACAAGUGUAUCCUGUAAAUCGUGAAUCAUCGCACCAAACGACUGCACAAGAGCUCAGAAUAUAUGACAGUUGUGAUGUUGCCUCUCGCAAUGAAUCAAAAAUAGAAAGGGUUCUACCCGAACCAGGCUUCGGAGAUUCCUUUCCCGUGUUGUGCGAUCAGAGUUAUGAAAGUGGCGGCUGGACUGUGAUACAAAAUCGUUUCAAUGGUUCGGUGGACUUUUAUCGUGGAUGGAAAGAAUACAAGAAUGGGUUUGGAAAUUUGAAUGGCGAGUUUUGGCUCGGAUUGGACAGAUUACAUGCCCUGACAUACUCAGCACCUCACGAACUGCACGUUCUAAUGGAGGAUUUUGACAACAAGACUGUGGUGGCCAAAUAUUCGCGAUUUGCAGUAGGUAAUGAGCAUGAAUCUUAUUCGAUAACUAGGCUGGGGAAUUACACCGGAAGUGCCGGCGACGGACUAAGCUAUCAUCGAGGAUCGAAGUUCUCCACGAUGGAUGUGAACCAUGAUGUUCCAGGGAAUAACGGAGGCGUCGAUUGGACCGGUGCAUGGUGGUACCGCAGGGGACAUCACAGUAACUUGAACGGACAGUACUUGAAAGGUGCUGUCGAUCACACAAAGUAUCACGGCAAGGGGAUAACUUGGAAUCCCUUCAGAGGAGACGAUUAUUCACUGAAACGAUCACGGAUGAUGAUCAAACGCAUUCUGAAUUAGUAACUACAGAAUAUAAGUAAUUUGUGAACGAAAAUUAUAGGAACAAAAAAAAGGAACAAAAUAUGUGGAAUAUGAAUUUUCGUGCAAGAUGAUUAUGAAUGAAAUAUACAGUGUCGGAAAAAGAUAAUGAGCGUCAUGAAUACUCUUCUGUCCAUGGCGGAUAUUGAGAUAUUUAGGAUGACUUUGGGGAUCGCUUCAGAAAAACCAUAGCGUUGGAGUUUGGUCAGUGAUAAAAACAAUUGGGUUGAUGGUGCAGUUCACAUUUCAACGAUCUUGUGUGCUGCUAUUCCUCUGUUCAACGUUGGACUACGUUUAUCAGGAUGUAAAAAUAAAAUCUAAGAAGUGAACAUGUACCGAAAAACGCAAGAUUUCGAACGCAUAUAACUCGACCAUUUAUUGAUAGAUCGCAAAGAUGUUUGCAUCAAUUGAUUGGAAAUAUAUCCACACAUCUAUUGUAAUUAAUAAAAUUUUGUUGGUUUUAACCAAA